Messenger RNA from Harpegnathos saltator (Jerdon's jumping ant), 4646 nucleotides. Its product is annotated as START domain-containing protein 10. The coding region runs from base 740 to 1549 and encodes 269 amino acids. Lineage: Eukaryota; Metazoa; Arthropoda; Insecta; Hymenoptera; Formicidae. Gene Ontology annotation, molecular function: lipid binding. The transcript is spliced from 8 exons. The record is from RefSeq and is a predicted model, not a curated record.
CGUGCUUUGACGUGUUGUAUGCUUUAACGUUCGCUUACCGUGGCUUACCGGCCGUGCCGGCUGAUGAUGACAAGUCGAUCAUCAAAAGGCCGAAUGGCCUGAAGCAGCUGGAAUGGUAAUGAUAGCGUUUGGUAACGACUCGAGAAGAUUGGUGUGAUGAUUAUGUGGCAAGAUAUAACGCGUAUAUAAAUACAAUUGUCACAGUUACCAAACAUAGAGCAAUCGCGUAUGUAAAUUCAAUCCGAUCGAAUUGAUUUUCAAGACGAGUAAAGGAGACUGUAAAAGAGACUGCUGUUUAUAAAAAUACACGUGGCUGUGAAACUCUUCAAAUUAGCUUGCAUUAGUUCAUCAUUGUCCCAAUGUUGUCUGUAACACAUAUGUGCCGUUUAGAAUUAAUCUGUGAACAUUGUGGCUCAUCGAUGGGACACGCUCGAGAGCGUUUUGAAGGCUCAAUUACUUUGAAUCUUUAUUAUCUACGAUAACGAGCUUUAUAAACCGCACGAGUGAUAUGACUUGAUUAUCAUCAUUAUUAAUUCCGAGAUACAAACGGAGAAGCUGUUCUCUAUGACAAAAGCAAAUGGAAUGCAAGAAGAAUCGCAAGUAUUGAUUCAAGCCUAAUUUUAUAUGUGAUGUAGCUGGAUAUUUCUAUAUAAAGGCACUAUAAACUGAACGAGUAAAGAAGAUGAUAUUAACUGCCUAUUGAUAAACUUCUUUAGCUUAGCACAGACGUUUUACUACAAUGGAUAUUGGUGUUGUCAAAAUUGCUGAAGAUAAGGAUUUUGAGAAACUGAAACAGCUAUAUGAUGAUAAUAAUGAUUGGAGAUUAGAUUACAAUAAACCUGACUUAUCUGUUUGGACAAAAUCCGUCCGAGGAAUUAGUUUUAGAAUGGUAAAGAUUAGAACACGUUUUCCUGAUGUUACACCAGAAACACUAUAUGAUGUUCUACAUGAUCCUGAAUAUAGAAAAAUUUGGGACACUCACAUGAUUGAAUCAAAAGAUAUAGGAUUUUUUAAUCCAAAUAAUGACAUUGGUUAUUAUUCCAUGGCAUGUCCAUCUCCAUUAAAAAAUAGAGACUUUGUUCUGCAACGGUCUUGGUUGGAUACUGGCAUAGAACAAUUGAUACUAAAUCAUUCUGUUUAUCAUAAGGAUUAUCCACCUAGAAAGCACUUUGUACGAGCAACAUCUUAUCUUACAGGUUACAUUGUAAGACCUUCGCGCAAUGGAGAUGGUUCUGAGUUAGGUUAUGUGUCGCACACGGAUCCACAUGGCAAAUUACCUGUGUGGUUGGUUAAUAAGGUUACACAAAUAUUUGCUCCAAAAAUGGUAAAAAGAUUGCACAAGGCCUCUGUAGGCUAUCCAAGCUGGAAAUUACUUAAUAAUCCAAAUUAUAAGCCAUGGCAUUAUCCUGAACAAAUAAUGGCACCUAGAAUAUGUAUUGAAGAAUGCGUCAAAUCUGUGGAAGAGAAGAAUUCCAAAAAUAAUUAUGUUGAUGAGUCUGACUUGAAAGAGAGUUUGGUUAAAGAAUCUACUAUGUUUGACAGUGAUUAAAAUGUAAUGUAAGAAAGAAACAUAGUAAUCUAGGUAAGUAAUAGUAAAACAAAAUAGAAUUGAAACCACUAGCAACAGUAUUACAAAUAAAGUAACAUAACAGAUACACACCAUUUGUACAAUUAUAAAGUUCGAUUUGCAUAUUCCUUAUAUAAUAAAUUCUAAUUAACUAUAAUGUUAUACAUUUAUAUACAUCUAAUGUUAAAAGCAAAACUGAUGUUCAUUAUAUUGUAAAACUCGCCUUACGUGCGGACAUUAAUGUCUAUAUAUGUGAACGUCAAUGAUGAAAAUGUUUACGGCCUGCUUUGCAUUAGGUACUAAUUUCAAGUGAAAUAAAUCAUUGAUGUUGUUAAAGUGCGCAAUGAGUAUAUGCACAAUAUAGAAGAUAUGCUUUUUAAGACAUUUUAUAAUCUCUAAGUAUCUGAGCAUGCCUCUAUGCACACACGCUUGUCUCGAAACAUUCUUAUAUAUUAUUUAUCUUCAUAUUGUGCAUUUCUCAGACACACGUUUUUAUUUAUCUUCAUAUUGUGCAUUUCUCAGACACACACACACACGGGGGUAAUUCGUGUAGCCAUAACCAGUGGAAGCAUAGAACUGAUUAAAACAAACUAAUUAAAAAGUCCCAUACUGUUUUGCGAUAUUCACAAUAAUUAUCGAAUUAUUAAUUAUAGAAAUCUGCUACAAAUGAGCGCGUGAUGAAGUAGAUAAUUGGAGAAAUAUUGCAGCUACUCGGGCAAGAAUACCCGAAGAAGGUUCAGUCGAUCUAGUGACUAUUGUCAUCGCACGGCGAGGAGAAGGACAAAACGCCGCUAUUCUUAUAUUGCCUCUUCUACGUCUCCUCGGCAAUAGUUGCUAGAUCAACUGGGCCAUGUUCUUGCCCAAAUGACUGAAAGGCUUCUCCAAUCAUCCAUCUCGACACGCGCUCACUUGUCAGAUUUCUGUCAUUAAUAACUCAAUAAUUAUUGCGAAUAUUGCAAAACGGUAUGGAACUUUUAUAUUUAUCUUAAUCUACUUUAUGUCUUCACGAAUUCCUCAUACUAAAUUAUUGAACAUCUUUGUAUACAUAUACAAAGUGUCUUAUUUUAAUCUAUCACUCGUAAUUUUGCAGAGGGCGGUCAUAGCAAAAGAUAUUAAAUAUAAAAAUUGUAAGAUUUUAAGGCAACCAUUAUAAGAGCUAUAUGAACUUUAGAUUCGGGGCUCAAUUUGGGUCUUAUGAGGCCUAAGUCAAAUUUGUUGAAUGGAAACCUCUAUUCUUUUAUUGCAGAUACCUAAUCUACAUAAAAAAAUAAUAAAAUUGUCUGUUACAUUUUUUUACUAAACCUCUUCUAUCGGGCAAAACGUGAGUCAAAUAUUUCAUUUAAAAAAAUUGAAUUAAUAGGCUGAUAAAAUUGUUUACAAAAUUUCAGGUAUAGUCAAUUACAUUUUGGGCUCGAGGUCUAUUUUUAGCAUGUACCUAUUCUGAGCCUAGAAUCCGUUUUUGGUACAAACCCAUUUUGAGCCAAUGCCCGAUGUAACUUAUAUUGAGUUUCUUAACGUUACAAUUUUUCUUCGUGAUUACGGGAAUGCACCCGUAAUAAAUGGACCCAAAUAGACACUGGAAUCUGAAAUGAAAUUUGCAAUGCCAGAUAUAUUAUAAGUCAAAUUGGUGUAUUGCCCUAAUCACAAAGAAAAGUUGUAACGUUAAGAAACUCAAUAUAAGUUAUAUCGGGCAUUGACUCAAAAUGGGUUUGUACCCAAAACGGAUUCUAGACUCAGAAUAAGUACAUGCUAAAAAUAGACCUCGAGCCUAAAAUGUAAUUAACUAUGCCUGAAAUUUUGUAAACAAUUUUAUCAGCUUAUUCCAUUUUUCAGAAUGAGAUAUUUGACUGGCGGAACAAUGACGGAAAGUUAUGUAACAUUAAGAAAUUCAACCCAAAUCACAUCGGGCUCUGAGCUCCCGGCCCAAAAUGAGUCUAUGUCUAAAGUGGAUUUUAGUAGAUUUUAGGAAUAGGCAUGUCAAAAACAAACCUUGAGCCCAAAAUGUGAUUGAUACGCUAGAAUUUCAUGACUUUUUUAAUUUAUUAAUUCCAUUUUUUAAAGUGAGGUAUUUUCCUGAUUUUGGGUCCAGUAGAAAGAAUUUAGCCAAAAGUAAUGCAAGGGAUAAAAUUUCUUUAUUUUUUUCAUGGAGAUUACAUAUCUGCAGUAAAAAAUAAGAUUUUUAUAAAAAAAAAAGAGUUCAACGAAUUUAAUUUGAACCUAAAAAUAGGACUUAAAUUGGGCCCCGGGCCCAAAACUUACAUAGCUCUUGUAAAUGUCCCCUUAAAAUCCUAAAAAGGCCGGUUGUUCCAACUUCUUGAUAAGUAACUGAUAGUUAAAUCAUGUGUCUACCUUCGUUUAAAUUGAAGGAAAAACAAAGAUAAACAUGAUUUAACUAUCAGUUAACUUACCAAGAAGUUGGAAUAACCGACUCUACGACUUUAAUAUUUAUGAGGAGGUUGCAUUGAAAACUGCUAUACAUGUAGAUGGCUUGAGCUGCAUGGGUAGUGACAGAUGUCAUCUUGAAGUGUGAAUAUUUCCCUCUAAAAUUUAGUCAUUAGACGUCAUCCUUUGUUUACACAAGUGCUUUUUUAUAACCGAAUUAAAAUGGAACGCGAUAAAUUGUUUUUCCGAUGUGUACUUCUACACUACUUUGAUUUGAAAAAAAGUGCAGCUGAAACUCGUUGAUGAGCUUAUGAAACCUAUGGUAAAUCUGCUCCAUCGCAAACAGUAUGUAGAGAUUGGUUUCGACGAUUCAGAAGUGGUGAUUGUAAAAAACGGUCAGGUUAAUUGAAAAUGUUCGAAUGAACAACUGCAAGCCCUAUUAAAAGAAAAUCCUGUUCAAACAUUCAAAGCAUUGGUUUAACAGCUCGAAGUCGAUAAAUCAACCAUUUCGCGACGUUUAUAAACCAAGAAAGGGAAAGAUCCAGAAAGAAGGAAGAUGGCUGCCAUAUGAAUUGAUCGAAAAUACCAUUGCUAAUUGUUUAAACAUCUUGAUUUCUUUGUAAGGCAUAAAAAGAAAAGUUUCUUGUAGUGUAUCGUGACCGGCGAUGAAAAAUGGAUCUAUUUCGACAACUCGAAA